CGGGAGAAACAUCGCGAGAUUUCCCGAAGAAACUCCCAGCAUCCAAGGAAAAGAUACCGGAAACAUCUCGAACCAUCUAUGCUGACGGUAUAAAUAUCAUUGCUAUGAUCAAACUCGCAGCAAUCGACGAUCGAAAUCAAUUUUCUGAAUCUUCAAACAAUUUCCAUUUACUUCGUAAGGAAGAAGUCGGUGGCGGAUGGCGAACCCCUUCUACCGCAGCCAUUGGAAUCCAAUCCGCAAUGGUUACUACCCUCAAGCCCAAAUCCAGCCGGAAUCCACCAAGCCAAAGGUCAUUAGCAUACCCGUCCAAUUCGUCGGCUCUGACAACGCCACUAGAAAGAAGACGCCGGCACCGGCGACUAAAACUGACACAGCUACGCCGACGGGGGAGGCGAGGGUAGCGGCCGCCGUAACGAUCCAGAGAUCUGUGCGAGGUUUCCUGGUGAGGAAGAAUGUACGUUUAGUACGCCAGAUUGCCGGGGAAGUGGAGGAGAUCGAGCGGAAGGUGAGAGAGGAAGAACGUAAAAUUCGGCUGGACGCUAGGGAGCGCAUUUUGGUGAGCGAGACGCUCAUGGCGUUACUCCUACGUCUUGAUACAGUCCGUGGGGUGAGGGAUUUUCGAAAGAGGGUCAUCCGACGGGUCAUCAGUCUCCAGGAGAAGAUCGAUUUCCUCUCUGCUGCUGCUGUUGAUGGUCCGAUCACAUUAUCUGAGGAAUCAUCAAUAGAUCUGGAAAAGACUACAGAUCAAACCCUUCAUCUGGACGAGAUGGAGGAGGAGAAGACGGAGUUUGACAUGGAAAUGUACGAGACAGUUGAAUCGCCUAAGAUAAGCAGUGAUACUAUCGCGACAGUGGAUGGCACAAUUUCUAGGAGUUGCGCAGAUCAAAACCUCGAUGCUGAAGAGGAGACCCACGAGGCCGAUACAGUGUUGGAGAUGGAAAUUCUGGCGGAGGCUGAGUCAUCGGAAAGGCAGAGUGAUCUAACUGAAGCAGCUGAUGGCCCGAUUUCCUCAAGAAGCUUAGAGGAUGAUCAGAAGAGUUUCGUCAAAUUAGCGGAGGAAUCAUUGAUAGAUCAUGAAAAGAUAGCAGAUCAGACCCUCGAUCUGGAACUGCUGAGGAGGAAUGAGAAUGAUGCGGAUUUGGAGGUGAAUAUUCCCGCCACUCUUGAAUCACCAAAGAGAAAAAGUGAUCUGAUUGAUAUUGACCUUGUCCAAGAUGGAUCAAGGUCAUCGGAGUUAGAGGAGGAAAUCCACAAGGCUGAUGAAGAAGAAGCAUCAUUGGUGGUGGAGUCACUGGAAGCAAAGAGGGAAGAUGAGAUGAGGAUGAGGGAGAUGGUGGAAAGGAUGGCAUUGGAGAACGAUAGACUGAAGGAGAUGGUGGCGCAGUUGUGCUCAACGAGCUCUAAACAGUUCCAAGUAAUGGAGGGUUUGGCAGACCGGCUGGAGCAUCUCGAGCGUCUCGUCCAUCAUCGGAUGGAUCGCCGCAAGAAGAGGAGGAGCAUCGCUCCCUGCUCUGCGCUUUCCUCUGCUAAUUAGCUUCUGCUAUCAGUUGAGAUCUAUUAAAUAUUGUAGUUUCUUUCAAUUUUUUAUAACAAGGUUCUUUCUUCCCCCAUUGGAGCCAUGAAAGGAGUUGUUCCAAUGUUAUUUUGAUAUAUGUUGCAUUUUACUAGAUGUUGCAUUUUAUAGCUCUAGCUUUCAACUUUCUAAACGUGCUAUGUGUGGUAGCAAUUUGAUACACCUCAAAAAAUCAUCUUGGUC
This is a messenger RNA of Dendrobium catenatum, 1756 nucleotides long. Its product is annotated as golgin subfamily A member 6-like protein 1. The transcript has a single exon. NCBI's taxonomy places the organism in Eukaryota, Viridiplantae, Streptophyta, Magnoliopsida, Asparagales, Orchidaceae. Gene Ontology annotation, cellular component: plasmodesma. Bases 197 to 1534 code for a protein of 445 amino acids. The record is from RefSeq and is a predicted model, not a curated record. Gene Ontology annotation, biological process: protein folding. Gene Ontology annotation, molecular function: protein-folding chaperone binding.